Cynoglossus semilaevis (tongue sole) is the source of this 1028-nucleotide messenger RNA. RefSeq names its product tubulin polyglutamylase complex subunit 2 (gene tpgs2). The transcript is spliced from 7 exons. Gene Ontology annotation, biological process: protein polyglutamylation. Lineage: Eukaryota; Metazoa; Chordata; Actinopteri; Pleuronectiformes; Cynoglossidae. The record is from RefSeq and is a predicted model, not a curated record. Bases 147 to 1028 code for a protein of 293 amino acids.
UCUACACCAAUCAAAAUAAGGUAGAGGCGGGUCGCGUGGAAAUUAGUUUAUAUCAGCUGAUAUAGAUGAUGCGAGGAAAAAGGGGGCUGUUUACAUCUGAUGCUUACAUCUUUUGAAAAAAAAAAAAUACUGUUAUAUAGUUUAUAAUGGAAGCAGUAAAGGAGAGCUCCGCGUUCAAAUGUGUCGCUGAGAGACUAACACUCGGCAUCACGAGAAUACUUGAAAACAUGCCAGGUGUGAUCGAUGUCCGCGUCGCAGAGAGAGAGCCUGCAGACAAGAGGAGCCUGCUAUCAUGGGAACAGAAAAACACUUGCAUUUUACCAGAAGACCUGAGAGAUUUCUAUCAGACAACGGAUGGUUUUACUCUGACCUGGAACGUUAAACUUGAUAAUGAGUGCGUUCCCCUUGGAUGCAUGGUAGUGCACAGUGUGGCCAGGCUGUGUCCACUCCUGCAACCAGUAUCUCUUUUCUCUCUGCCUAACGCACCAUCUCUGGCUGACUUGGAGUGGGACGAAGACAGUGCACAAAGUGGCUCGGAGACAGCUCCUGCUGCUCCACAUUUUGAUUCCCGGAGCAGAAUCUUUGAACUGGAUUCUUGCAGUGGGAAUGGCAAGGUGUGCUUGGUCUACAAAAACUGCACCCCAGGUGUAGUGGCUCAGCAGAGUGAAAUCUGGUUCCUGGACCGAUCCCUGUGCUGGCAUUUUUUGACACAAACCUUCACCUCUUACUACCGACUGAUGAUAACACAUCUGGGUCUACCUGAGUGGCAGUAUAACUUCACCCCAUAUGGCCCCAGUCCCCAGGCCAAGCAGUGGGCGUCCCUAUAUCAGCCAUUGACCUUCAGGAGUGAAACAAGCCUGGCUGAUUCUGCAGGAGAACCCUAUUUUAAUAAACUGGACCCUACCAAGGCCUUUAAAGGCAAAACAAAGGCACCAGCUCCCAAAAAGAAGCAGUCCACACAGUGCAACUCAGGAAAUACUGCAAAGAGCCAGGGAUGUACGGUAAGACCGAUUGGGGCAAAGCGUUGA